GCGGAGUUUACAUGAAGAGCGCAGCUGUUUUGGGUUCUUCACCUUGGAUUUACGUCUCAGAUGGCACAAUUUACGAUGGCCAUCACCUUGACAGCCUGAUAUUACAUUUGGUUUUAGUCUCUUUCAGUUUAAUCUUUCAGCAACUAGCUCGUUUUGUUCAUUUUCGGCAGGUCUUUCGUCCCUUUUCGUGUGUUGAGGGAGAGGAUGGUUUUGUCAACAUCACAACAAGUCGCCCUGGCGUUUACGGUCGUGCUAUUCACGUUUGUUGUCUUGCCGAGAUUGUUCGGUGUUGGUGGCGGAACAGCGGCGAAGGAAUCUAAAUUUGACCUUCGUUACAACAGAAAAGGUCCGGGCCCUGGUGCAGUGAGAGGUCAGCCCAUCAAUGUGAACUCCCCUGGCUCGCAUCAGACCCCUGAGAACAUCCAGCAAAUGAAGAAACGUUUGGAGCAGGAACUGAAGAGUGACAAGUACAAAUCUAACAACAACAAGGGCUACGUGUUCACGCUGAUGCCCCUCUACGCCAUCGGAGUGGGAGUGUUUGCAGCCUAUAAGUUCUUGAAGAUCAAGUCUUCAGAUGACAAAGCACAAAAGGAUAAAUUUGCAAAAGGGGCCAUAAAAUCUGUAGAGGCAGGUGUGUGCUCCAAGAACCAGUUGAAUGAGUUGGAACAAAGACUGGCGCAAACUGAACGGAUGCUCAACUCCAUCCUCACACAGCUGGACCCACUCACCAACUGUGUGAAGUCGGUGGCCCAGGAGCAAAAGAAUGAGAUAAUGUCUCAACUCCAGACCAUCCGGUACCUGAUGAAAAAAAGAGGAAUGGACUGUCCACCUCUGAAUGUCAACGAUGCUUCUUAUGAACAUAAUCUAGAUGACCUCAUUCAGUCCCUCGGGGCCAGCAACACCACAGCUGCAGUGGACAAGCAGCCCUCUGAAGAGACAGCGGAAGCUGCUGAAACAGAUUCUGAAAAGCAUUCAGAUGAUGAAAAUGAUGCCACAACAGAAGGUGAAAAGGGGAAGGAGCUCAGACCAGAGGAAACAGAUGGAGAAGCGGCAGCAGGAGGAGAGGAUGUGGAGGCAGAGGAGGAGGAAGAUGGGUUGGAGUUCAUGGAAGACUCAUGCAAGAGAAACAUUGAGGAAAUCGGAGCAGAGCAACCAGCGACCAGUCUCAGGCGGCGCAACAGGCCUGAAUGAACUCACUGCAGGACUUCCCAAUAGUACAGAAAUGUGAUAGAUUAUUAUAAAUAUUUAUUAUCUGAAAUGCUUCCAUGUCAUUAGAAAAAAAAAUAAUUAGAAGAAAGUUUGACAGUAAACACAAAGGGCUCUGUUUUUGUGUUCCUGUAACAAAGACUUGCAUGAGCUGCUAGUGGAGAUGCACAAGCUUAAUGAAGGCACGAUGAGACGCUUCACACACAUUUACUUAGUGCUGUUUGUAGAAAAAUGUAAUUUUAAAUAAAGGGGAAAAGUUAGGUUUGUGGAAGCGUACUAAUAGGUGACAGUGAAAACAUAUGCGCCACCACAAGCUUCCAGAUUUCCUUCAAUUAUAGAUCGCCAAAUCAUCAGUCAUACUAAAGAACUUAAAGCCGGGGCUAUAGACUAUUCCCUUUUAUAGGCACUUGGUGAUAGUGGGAAUAACUUUCAGCUGGUAAAGAGUUCUAACAAACACAGUCAGCAGCGGUCUGCUUUUAUUGAUGUUUUACUUGACCUUUAUGAUAUUCAAUUUUCUUGUGCAAACAUUUGAACAUCAGCCCCUUUUUCUGGUCGCAAAAGUCUGAGCUGGACUAACUGGUUGCUAAUAGUCCCACUGUGGCUUGCUACAGUCUUUGUGUGGGCAUGAAAAUAGAGCCAACAGCACUAAGUUCUUAACUAAUUUUAUUUGUCAUUUAACACACUAACAUUCACUUUUUACAGCUUUAUUCUUUUAUGAUUCAGUAAUUUUGCACCUGCUUGAAUUCAGAAACCAAACAUUUGAAGCGCCUAAAAUGCAGGAGGUUGCUUCCAUGUCUUUAUGUUUUGGCUUUCGAGCAUCUCUUGAUGGUAGGAAUUCAAACACAAAUUGGCUAUGAUGGGUAAAAUAAAAAAGAAGACUGGGCUGUUGUUGCAUUUUAACCAUUUUAACCCGUCUGUACCAUUAUGUGCUGCCACCUACAGGCUACUUUUGGAAUGGCAAGAAUUCAAUUAAUUAGUUCAGAUAAAACAGUCUUAUUGAAUCUUAUGAUUAAAAAAUGUGUGCUUUUCAUUUGUAUUCUUUUAAAUAUAUAUUUAUUUUUUUUAUUACAGAAGGGACUGGUACUGAUGCUGCUGGAUGCUGGAUGCUGUUUAGACUGUAGAAUAUGUUAGUUUAAAAAUGUGAACAUGGGCUUGUGGCAUGGUAUUUGUACAUCAACACAUAACUCUGCAUGUUUUUUUUUUUCAUUUUGUGACUGCAUGAAAAUGACAAUCAUUCAAUCAGCCAGAAACACACAAUCUCACCUCUUUUACACUGUUUAUUAGUUAGAUAGACAUUUACCACUUUGCCUUAUAUUUGUUCCUUUUUUCCCCAACUGUUGGUUAUGAGGUUUCACAUUUAAUCUGUUUAAUAAUUUGCAUCAAACUACAGGGUGUUCCACUUAAUUUUAAGAUGCACCGUACUAAUUUGACAAUAACUGUUAAACUAACAAUGGCUGCUACCAAAAUAACAGAUUUUUUCAUGAAAUUAAUGUGCUGAACAAUGAAAAAAAAUAUAAGUAAAGCUAGCAGUAAUUACAUCUUUAGCCCAUGUCAGGUGGAUUUCUUAUUCGUUGUCUGUAAUGUAAAACCAAAGCAUUAAUAUUUUGCAAUUACCGCCUUAUUUGAGAUGAAGGGUUUGUUGUGUAGAUGCAGUGUGUUUGUUCAGCUUUAUAUCUUCACUUUUUUUUUCAUCCUCACGUCCAACGCUUCACAUUUAGUCUGUUACCACAACCUGAAAACAAGUCUUUGCCUUAAGUUAUUUUGUGUGUAACGUUUUUAUCACCUAUUUUCUUUUUGUGCAUUUUUACACAUGUGCAUUAAAUGUGUAUUUUGUGGGGGGGCUGAGUGAAUAAUAGUAGAUAAUAAAAUUGCUUACAAAGCU
This is a messenger RNA of Melanotaenia boesemani (Boeseman's rainbowfish), 3088 nucleotides long. It is a transcript of the gene ccdc107, whose product is annotated as coiled-coil domain containing 107. The transcript is spliced from 6 exons. Gene Ontology annotation, biological process: protein localization to cell surface; synaptic transmission, cholinergic. NCBI's taxonomy places the organism in Eukaryota, Metazoa, Chordata, Actinopteri, Atheriniformes, Melanotaeniidae. The record is from RefSeq and is a predicted model, not a curated record. Gene Ontology annotation, cellular component: intracellular membrane-bounded organelle; neuronal cell body; neuron projection. Bases 205 to 1191 code for a protein of 328 amino acids.